UCUAUCAUCAUGAUUUCUAAUCUAUGACAAAAUAUGGUAAUACACACAAUACCAUCUAAUCUAUGAUUCUCAAUGUUCACUCUUCGUUGUUUUUCAAUGAAGCAUAUUCCGUCUUUACUAAAUCCGCAUCCAAGGUUUCACUCUAAUUCCAAUGCAAUAGAGCCUAAUUUGCGCCGUGGCUGAAUUUACAUUGAGAUUUUAUAUAUAUAUAAAAUAAACAACCUUUUUUUGACAGCUGUCUUUCCAAUGACAUCUCGCAUCUACGCGUAAAAAUGUUAAUUUUAAUAAUUAAAUACCUCACACGGCCGUAAUGAGUUUUAAUUUUUUUGUUCUAGUAUACGAUCUAACGGGUUCUGUACAUCUUUGUUAGUAUUCUAUUAUUAUUUAAAUUCCAAAAAAUCACAUCUUCCCGCUUAAGGAGAGGAGAUGGCAACUAACCCCUGGCAGAAGCACAGUCGGCCGGGGUUCAGGGCCCCAGGGAGAGAAACCGGCGUACAAUGCGGGCAGUAUCUAAGAGCACCGCUUUCUGCAUCUUUCCCGGGAGUGAGCCGCCUCGGAAUACCAACCGUCUGAGAUGUUGUUCCAGACUGGUUGGGAUAAGACCGUUCACCGACAUAACGAUUGGAAUGAUUUCGGUGGACGCCACCCCCCCACAUUUCGGUCACCUCGUAAGCCAAGUCGACAUAUUCUCUCUUUUUCUCAGUUUUGGCUUUGACAAGGUUUGUUAUUGUUAUUUAUUUAUUAAGAAUAUCAAAUGGAGGCAAAUGUAAUGGACACACACAAUGUAAUUUAUUCAUAUUUCUUUUUUUAUUAUUAUUUUUAUUAAGGAAUUACGCGACUGACUCUUGGCCACAACAGAAUAUCAGUGUUUUGCUCUUUUGAGGGCAAAGCAAUAAACUGAGUUGUGACCAUUUUGUGUUACUAUGGCACACGUAUGAAAAAAGGAAAUUGUUGUUUUUAUAUUGCUUAUAUAUUUAUAUGCUAUUUUGUUUUUUUUUUCUUUUGUUGCUUUUUUGUUUUUCAUUCUUUUAUACUGUAUAUGUAUAUAUUAUGUAUAUGUUUGUAUUGUAAUUUGUGUGUUGGAAGUAAUGCAAAUAAAUUAUCUAUCUAUUUUGAAUGGCUAACGUGUUUACAGUUUGCGGGGUAUAUUCAUCAUCAUCACCAUCAUUUAAGCCCUCAACGGUCCAAUGCUAAAUGUAAGCCUCCCUCUUGAGGACUUUUUCAGUAGCUGCCACUCUUUACAGGCGGUUUGGCAACCGCGGUUAGGCUUUAAAGAUGUUUUAAUAGGGACGCUGCUGCCCAUCCCCCGUCCUCCUUUAGUCGCCUCUUACGACACCCACGGCGGUGCAUAUUAUUAGUAGUAAAAUUAACAAGUGACAGAGGUAUCCAACUAAAUGACUUCCCAUGUCACAUACGUAUUUGGAGAAAAAGAAGAGCAAAAAGCUUCACGAUGCAAGAAGAAGAAGAUUCACAGCCCAUGUGGUCGCGGCAUAGAAUAGGCCACCCCUUACUUUCCCGUGGAUGUAAUAGGCGACUGAGGGAACAUAAUGGUAGCGGCAGCAGCGUCUUUAAAACAUCUCUAAAAUCUUAACUGCAGUUGUCAACCUGGCUGCCAAGUGUGGCAGAAAAAAAACCUCCCCUUAUGAGGUAGACUUAUGUUCACCAGUGGACAGUUAAUGUCUGAAAUGAUGAUGAAGAAGAUUCAUGCAACUUGACAUGAACAUAGCUCGUCAUAAUCACAGUACGUCACAAACAGACAUACGUAUUUGGUCACUAGCAAGUUUGUCACAAACGAUAUCCAGAGGGAGACUUUGUACAAAAGUCGAUUGCUUGGGUACCUCUGUCUCAUUCGUGUUUCAACCGUGAAGCAGUUGUGUUUGCAUGGCUGUGUUUCGGUUUGAAGGGUGGGAUAUGGCGUGAAUUUACUGGGUACAGAGGAAUAACACCUGAGUCCUCAGGAAUGGCAACGCAUGGGGGUACCAUGGGCGAAACAGUAUACUCUGUUAUGUCCAUGGUACUGCUCAUGUCUAUAGGCGACGGUUACCAUUUUCCAUCAGGUGGGCCGUCAGCUUGUUUGCCAUUCUAUGUUGUAUAAAAAAAAACUUCGUAACAAACUAUAUUCGUAGUUCGUCACAAAUGCUGUUCGCAGUUUACAUAUAGUGUCCAUUUGACCUCCCUUUGCCUUGUCACUUGAAAAUAUGUUAGAGAGUGUAGAGUAUCUAGUCCAUUAAGUUGGUUAAGUUUAAAUAGAGAUUUCAUUUUAUAUAAUACAUAACACAUACUGGUACCAAUUGUAUGGAGAUACAUUUGGACUAAGUUAGGGAAUCCUAAAUAUAUUGUCUUGUAAAUAUAUAUACUUAAACUUAAACUUACAGGUAUAUUAUAAAUAUAUUUGUUACCCGUAGUUUCGUUUGUUGUAAUCCGUCAAUUAGGACAUCGUAUCAGCAGUCUGUUAAAGACGCGUUUCUACACGUCUUUAUCUAUAUCUUUCCUUCUGGAAAGAGUUUGAUAUACUAGUACUAUCUAGUAAUUCGAAAAGCAAUUUCGUAAAACUCUGACAAUAGACGCUCGUGAAAGAUGGCUUACAGCACGGGCUCAAUCUUUUUGCUGCUUCUAAGCACUUGUUAUGGGCAGUUAGUUAACAUGCUGUCCCAGUAUCCUAAAGCAUCCACGCAAAAGGUGCACCCAAUUUUUUUUCACUCGGAACUCAGAUAUGUUGACAAUACUGUCAGAGAUACUUUAGAUCACGCUACGUUAAAAACCAUCAUGUCUAAUGCAGUGCAGAAUAUCACAUAUAUCAAGAAUCAAACUUUUUCGGAAUAUAUCCACGCCGAAUAUAUGGCGGGCGUGAAAAACGAAGACGUGAAGCUCAGUAUUCGAGAACUGAUCACAAAGUAUGGAUAUCCCCUGGAAGAACACGAGGUGAUCACUGCGGACAGCUACAUAUUAAGAAUGUUCCGGAUACCGGGGAACGGGCCCGUUGUAUUGCUCAUGCACGGACUGUUCGGGAGUGCUGAUGAUUUCGUGGUAGCAGGCCCCAAGAACAGUUUAGCUUACUUGCUGGCAAACGACGGGUACGACGUGUGGCUGGGCAACGCCAGGGGGAACAAACACUCGCGCCGGCACGUCAGUCUCGAUCCCGCUGGGCCCGCAUUCUGGAAGUUCUCUUGGCACGAAAUUGGUUACUACGACCUGCCGGCGAUGAUCGACUACAGUCUAAACGUGACGAAUAGGAGGUCUCUGUACUACAUCGGUCACUCGCAGGGCACCACCACCUUCUUCGUUAUGGGCUCCGAGAGACCGGAAUAUAAUGAGAAGGUGACUCUUAUGAUAGCGCUAGCACCAAGUGCUUACCUGUCACACACGAAGUCCCGACUAAUGCGAGUUUUAGCUCCUAAAGGAGCCCUCAUACAGACGGUGUUGAAUAACAACGGCAUAUACGAGUUACUGUCGGACACUCCAACAAUGCGCGUCGUGAAGGACAUCCUUUGUAAUACGGGCCCGCUGGUGGAUAUCUUAUGCAAUAGAAUAGUGAUGAGCUUAAAUGUUUUUAGUUAUACUGAAUUAAACGCUACCCUCUUGCCGGUGAUACUGAGCCACGCGCCCUCCGGAGCGUCAGUUGAGCAGGUCAAUCAUUACUUCCAGGGGAUCAUGUCGGGGAUGUUUCGGCAGUACGAUCACGGAGUAGAUAUGAACAUGAAGAAAUAUGGCAGAGUAACACCUCCGAGUUACCCCGUGGAUAAGAUAUCGGCUCCUGUGGCUUUGUUUUUUAGUGACGAUGAUACUCUUUGCUCGUCCCGUGAUGCUUAUAAGCUACACAGAAGACUGAACAAUUGUGUCGAUAUGUAUAAACCACCUAAUGAGUACCACUUUAAUCACGUGGAUUUCAUAUGGGCGAAGCACUUCAGAAUUGUGAUAUACAAUAGGAUCAUAAAAUUGUUAAGAAAAUUCGUUUAAUCAUGUUAUAUUCUUAUACUACUCAAAGUGAUAAAGUGACAAGUCAUGGGGCAACCGCCCCUUCUAGACACGAACCGCACCGUGGAGAACUCAGAUUGUGCUCCGUGGCAUUCAUCGUACAUUGCCACUCCUGAAGACUUAGGUGUCUUGGUUUUCCACUCAGAAAUUGCACUGGCCACUUUAAGCUUCAGACUGAAGGUUUACGUAAAAAUUGCGACUUCACAACAGAAACAAUUCCCAUCUAUUUUGAGUCAUACAAAUGCCGUAAUAUUUCAGUAGAUAAUAGACAGAAGUUUAUGGGAAAGGAUUGUAGCAAAGAGAACUAAUAUGUUAGUCUAAAUCUUCCUGCUUGUUUUUCCAUCUAAAUAUAAUAUGCAUUAAUUUAAAGCAAAUGUGAAUAGGCUUUUCGUGGGCCCGCAUGCCCCAUCUUGACCACAUCGUUAGAUACAUUUUCAUCAGGUCAGAUCGUGAUCAUUUGCGGGCCCUUACAAUAGUAAAAACAAAUUGAUGGUAAUGUCUAGUAAAUUGACCUUCUCGGUUCUUCAGAACUUCUUCCAGUUUUUUUAUAAACUAACUACCCGCCCUAGCUUGCAUGAUUUUAAAUAUUUAAUUAAGAAAAUGAGACGAAUUUUUUCUUCACAAUCUGUCAUUCACUGGGUAUAUAAACCAGCAAACGUGGGGGGAAAGGGAUUAUAUUGGGGUCUAACUGACCGAUUGCUAGCAAUACACCCUAUCAGGUCGAUCUCCACGCGGUUCCCCCUGGAAACCAUCGUGGUUAAUUGUAGUGGAAUUCGUCACGAUGGGCUAAUUGACCUACUUCAUCCUCACCUACCAUCCCUCACUGGCGCCCCGCCGGUGUAUACCGACAGCGCGGGUGGGGUUAUUAUUCCAUUAUCAUCCAUCAAAAACAAAACCAGCAAACAUUGUUCUGCUAUAUAAAUAUUUUUUUCUGGAUAGAGUCACGCUAGUCACCUAGCGGUAUAUAAUAUAAUUUAUACAUUCAUAAAAAUCGGUCAAGCCGUUUCACAAGAGUUCGACCACAAAUACCGUGAAAAGAGUUUUUUAUAUAUAACAUUUUAUAAAUAGGUGAAACUGUUCUGAAAUAUUGUAUACAUACAUUAGAGAAUUGAUUUUUAUUCAUAUAAAAAAAAAUCGCCGUAUAGGUUCCGGCAUAGAAUGGACCUUUUCUUUCCCGUGGGAAAGAAAGGGGUGGUCCAUUCUAUUAUUAUUAUAUUCUCCACACACCCACGGGUGUCGUAAGAGAAUAUAUAUAGAGGCGAGUAAGGGAGCAUAUGGUAAAGAUAUGGGCAGCAAUGUCCUUCUUAAAACAUAUUUAAAAGCCUAACUACGGUUGCUAACCCUCCUGCCAAACGUGGCAACUACUGGCAAAACUCCCCUUAUGGGGAAGGCUAAUGUUCAACAAUGGAUAGUUAACGGCUGAAAUGAAAUGAAAAUAAAGAUAUUUUGCACUUUAUUUCGUAAUAGUUGUCUUUAUUAAUUUGGUAUUGAAAUAAAGCAAAUGUCCUCGUGAAUAACAGUUGACAAAUAAUAUGAAUAGAUCCUUCAUACCUAUUUAAUUAUAGAACAAAUUCAUCGACUAGUCGACAAAAAUAUAUUAUGGCCGACUUAACCGGUUUUAGUAACUAUUUAUAAUUUAAAAUAUUAUUUUUAUAUUUUUUUAUACCACUGAGGUGGCAAACAAGCAUAUGGCCCACUUGAUGGUAAGUGGUUACCGUAGCCUAUGAACACCUGCAAUACCAGAGGUAUUACGCGUGCGUUGCCGACUCUGAAGAAACCUCUUUACCCCGAGGGGAAAGGGAUUGUUAGUAAUGGAGGUCGACGAGGAGGCCUCCUCGCGGUUCCCCCUGGAAACUAUCAUGGUUAAUUCCUGAUGAAUUAAUUAUGAUGGGCUAACUGGCCUGUUUUCAUUCUCAUCGAUCACCCUUCACUGGUGCUCCGGCAGCGUAUCCCGUUAGCGCAGGCGGAGUAAUCAUACCAUUUUCACCCAUCAAAAAA
Messenger RNA from Galleria mellonella (greater wax moth), 5973 nucleotides. Its product is annotated as lipase 3-like. The coding region runs from base 2578 to 3957 and encodes 459 amino acids. The record is from RefSeq and is a predicted model, not a curated record. Gene Ontology annotation, biological process: lipid metabolic process. Lineage: Eukaryota; Metazoa; Arthropoda; Insecta; Lepidoptera; Pyralidae. The transcript has a single exon.